Trichomonas vaginalis G3 is the source of this 4617-nucleotide messenger RNA. Its product is annotated as guanylate cyclase protein. The record is from RefSeq and is a predicted model, not a curated record. The transcript has a single exon. NCBI's taxonomy places the organism in Eukaryota, Parabasalia, Trichomonadida, Trichomonadidae. Bases 1 to 4617 code for a protein of 1538 amino acids.
AUGCCAAGCUCCGAUGAUUUUUGGGGCUCAGAGUCUGCAUCUGAUAUAAUUAUCAAAAUUAUUGCAUUUCCUAUCAAUCUUGGCAUUGGUCCAAAAGAUUUCACUUAUCAUAUAAUCGAAACCUUCAUUUACGCUGUUUUUUACAUUUUCAACUUCUCAAUACAUAUGAUGGUUAUAUGGAGAAAUCCAAAAGAAAAAGCUACAACCAACAAAACAAUUUAUUAUCUUUGCGUUUCGAAUAUUUUGAUAUGCCCUACUGUUCUUGUACUAGCAUCUUCUAAUCUUGGUGUCCUCUUCAGAUCGAUUAUAUUCUAUGAACGCAGAGAUCCAAUAUUAUAUGCCUGUAUCAUUAUUGGAAUUUUGACAGUUUCGAUUUCCGCUACAGCUCAUUAUUAUGGCGUUUUGAUGAUCAGACACUCAACAUUUGUUGACUUUAAGAUGCUUUUCCGUCCAUGGUCACCAUAUUUAAUGAAUGUGCUUGCAUUUGAUUACUUUUUUGUACUAUUAUGCCUUUUAGAAGGUCUGUUUGACAUGAACAAACCAAUAUAUAUCUUGAUUUUUUCAAUUUUAUGUUUAGUUAUUUGCAAUCCAAUUGUUUUAUGGUAUUUUAUGGCAAAUCCUGUAUUUCAGAAUACCAGAGAUUCAGUGUAUAUACUAACAGUCUUAAGUUCAGGUAUGUAUUCGGUAAUUUUAAUGGAUAUCAAAUAUUUCGCAAAAAGAAUCACGCCAAUCAUAUAUUUAUUUGUGAUAAUUGUGAUAUACAUUGCUCAUUAUUUCCUAUACUUUACUCUAACAAGAGCAAAUGCCAACAGAUUUUUAAUGAAACUAUAUUCAGUAUACAAACAAAGUACAGGAGUAUUACCACCAGCACCUCCUUUAAUGGUAUUUGGUAACAACACUGCAAAAGUAGCUCUAACUCAAGAAGCUUACAAUGUAAUGCAAGCUUUUUCUUCUUUGGAGAUCAGUACUUCUCGUGAGUUCCAAAAUAUUGUCACAGUUGGUGCAUCUAUGAGAAUGCCUGCAGUAACAAACUUCGAUUUCAUUCGUUGGGGAUUAAAUUUUUUUAUUGAUAAGAAUUCGUUGAUGAUAUGCUCCCAGAUAUGCAAUUAUUAUCAUGAAAAUGCACAAACGCAAUCAAUUAUUCUUCAAUCAUUAAGAUCAAAUCCGAAAUUAUCAAAUUUUGAUACAAUUGUUGUUAAUUUAUUGGAUUUGGAACAUACAGAUGUAAUUUCUGAUCAACCAAUAUUCUAUAGAACGCUAAAAGUCAAAGCAAUGAAUGCUCAAGCUCGUUGCCGAAGAUGUAUUUCUUCAUUUUGGUCAGCAGUUCUAAACCAAAGCAUUCCUUCUAUGAACGAAGGUUUGUGCAAACUCAGAAAUUCCAUUAAUGACGCACAAGCCCAUUUCGAUGAACUUUUAAGAUGUUAUCCAAAUUCAAUCGAUGCAAUUUCAAUGUAUCUCAGUUAUCUCCUUGAAAACAAAUUCUCCUUCCUUGAAUGCUACAAGUACAUCAAUAAAACUAGCUCCUCAAUGAUAGAAAGCAAAAUUGAAGGAAAUAAAAACGUAAAUCAAACAAGAACAGACGCAAUAACUACAUUAAUGAAGGACACAAACAGUAGUUAUGCAGAAUAUCUCUCAAACAUCACAACUUACGCUGAACAAGAAAGAAGAGUUAAAUAUAAAUCGCGUGGUCCUAGCCGCGCGUUAAUGACUUUAGUUGUUUUAAGCUUUAUUGUUAUUAUAGCUUGCUUUAUUGGUAUUAUUUGGUCAACUCUCAAACGACAAAUGAGUUAUCCAAGUUUAUUAGAAAUAAUUACACGAGGAUCAGACGUAAUUAUCGAUCUAGCAUCACUUUCACUUGCAGCUCGACAUCUUUGCUUGUAUAAAUCGGGUGCAAUUCCUGAAACAGACGAAAAUAUAACAAAUAAUUUGGCAGAAUACAUACUAAAUGGGUCAGAAGCACUUCCAAACAAGAUAUUGACAUUCUAUACUACAACAGCUCAAAGAAAAGUAAUGAUUGAUACAUUAAAUACUCCAUUUUCUGAAAUUACUUUAUUCAAUCAAACUAUACAUGCAUGCUUAGGUCGUACAAUUGGUGUAGUUACGAAUUCCAUUAGGAACUUAGCUGUAAACUUCCAGGAAUUCUACAAAAACGGCACAAAUUCAGAUUCAAUUUGCCGUUCUGAAGAAAUGAAGACAAUUACAAGCACAAUUCAUACAAUAAACUAUCUAACAACGAGAUUUAUCAAUAGAUUCAAGCAACUCGCCGAAGAAGAGAUUGGAGAAUUUGAUAAAACUCUGAAAUUGAUAGUUUACAUUUUGCCUGGCACUUUUUUGGUAUUUUUCCUGAUUUUAUUGUUAGUUAUUAGAAGUUAUGUUAUUCAUGAGUCCUCAUUCCGAAUGACAUUAUAUUUAAGUCUUCCGGAAAAAAUCGCGAGUAAUAUAAUUCACAAACAGAACGAAAUUGACAAAAAGCUUGUUUAUUACCAUUCCUCAUCAUCUCCAUUCUUUUCUAGUGGUCUCCAACAGAAGAACAACAAGAAUCUAACAAGCGCAAGUCAAGGACAAACAAGUCAAUCAACGGAAAAAUCAAAAGCAAUGAAAGUUGAAAGUUUGUAUCAAUUCACAAACAGUUCAAAAGAAGCAAGUACAACAGGUAUCAUUGGGUUCACUGUUUCAAUGAUUGUUUUCUUUAUUGUUGGUGCACUUUCGAUGUUUGGAUUGAUUUUUUAUGCAAAACAUGUUAAUUUAGGUUUCAUUGGUCGUAUUUUUCAACUUUGUGAUACAACAAGAAGAUAUUCCAGUCUACAAUAUGUCAGUUUAUUAAUUGUUGAAUGUUUUAAUUACGAAAAUGAAGAACUCAGAUUAUUUGAUCAUCAACAAUUAGUUGAUUGGACGAAAGACAUAUUAAAGAAUACUUCGAGAUUGGAAUCAGAUUUAACAUAUGGAAAUGAUGAUAUUCCUUAUACAUAUAGAGAAUAUCCAAUGAUUGCUUCUCUUUUCGAUGGAACUAAUAAUGAUUUGCAAAAAUUCACAAAUGAAGUAUUAAGAAGUCAUUAUUCUAUACGUGAUAAAGGUUACGAAUAUCUUGGGAUAGAGAGCAAAAUGCAGCUGUUUUUGAGUGCGACACGAGGAAUAUUAAACAUUUUCUCGAAGAAUCUCUCUGUUUUGAACAUUUCUACUGGUGAUUGGUUGUAUUACAACAGAUUAAUUGUUGACCAUAUUGUUAUAGAAACAGCCAAUACAACGGAGAUUUAUAUAGAAGGCGCAAAUAGUGUUAUUAGUCAUUCUUUCUUGGCAGCUUUGCAUAUGUCUGUUGCAGCAAUUAUUCUGUUAAUGAUAAUUUAUAUUGGACCAAUUGUUUAUUAUUCCAGGAAUUUGAGAAAAUAUUUCAAUUUGACAACACAAAUUUUGGCUGGAAUUCCUCCUGAAAUAUUUAGAAAUACAUUCUAUAUAAACAAUUGGCUCCAAAAGAUCAUUUCUAGACGUAAUUUCAGCAAAUACGAAGCAACAUUUAAGCGAAGCGUUUCAACACAGUUGCAAUCGAAUGUUUCUGAAUUUAUUCCUGAAAAAAUCUUUUUGUUUACUACACAAGGAAGCUUCAUUGAUAUCAAGAGUUAUGAUUUAUCAGAGAUACAAGGUGAUGUCGAUCUUGCAGCAAUAUUAAAUAUCUUCUUUGAACUUAAGAAACAACCGAAUUUGUUGGAUAAUGUUCAAAGAAGUUUUGCAAAUUUCCUUGAAGCAAAAGAUAAAAUGGAAAACGUUAUUUUCAAAGGAAUCUCGAGAGACAAUAGGCCGCUUAGAAUAACUCUUCAUGGUAUAACAACAGCUGACUCUAUUUCAUUGAAUUUAAGUGAAAUGCCUGGUUUUUAUGCUUAUGUUUCAAUGUCAAUCCUUGAUAUAACUAAAGAAACAGAAGAUGAUAAAAGAUAUCAAGCAGAAGCAAAUACAACGUUGAGUUUGCUUGAAACAGUUAUACCGCAUUCACUUGCAAGAAGAAUACAUUCCGGAGAACAAUCAAUAAACUUUUCCGCUGGAAUUGGUUGUUUUGUGGUCUUACAAUUAUGUGAAUUUCUCGAUUACGGAAGAAUGUUUGGAGAAAAAGAAGUGAUGAAUCUAUUGAAUAGCAUGAGACAAUGUUUGGGCGGUGUUUUAGGCAAGUUCUCUAAUAUAACAACCAUGCAUAUAAGAAAUGGAAGGUGCUAUUUCAUUGCAGGUCUUUUCAAUGAAGAUCAAAAUGGUAUAACAGAAGUCGAAGAUUGUUUUGGUUUCUUUGAAUCAAUAGCUAUCGCUCUGCAUGAACUUAUGAUUAAGUUGAAUUUCACAGUGAAAUGGAAAGGAGCACUAUCAACAGGUGGCCCUAUUUUCUGUAGAUUAGUUGUUGAUGUUGCUCCUAUUGCAAUUGCAGAUGGAGAUCCUGUUUCCAUCGCUGAAAAAUUGUUGGAAAUUGCAAAGCCAGGACAAAUUUUGUUUGAUAAAACAACUUUGGAAUGUGCUGAACCUUUAAAGAUGACACCAAUAGAGUUAAGUGUAACUGAUGUUAAGGAUAGAAAAGUUUCAUAUUAUUAUAUUCCAAUUGAUUCAUAUUUGGUACCUCAAGAUUUACCAAAUAAUGUUUAA